Messenger RNA from Drosophila suzukii, 1826 nucleotides. Its product is annotated as acyl-CoA Delta(11) desaturase. Gene Ontology annotation, biological process: unsaturated fatty acid biosynthetic process. Gene Ontology annotation, molecular function: stearoyl-CoA 9-desaturase activity; iron ion binding. Lineage: Eukaryota; Metazoa; Arthropoda; Insecta; Diptera; Drosophilidae. Gene Ontology annotation, cellular component: endoplasmic reticulum membrane. The record is from RefSeq and is a predicted model, not a curated record.
UUUGGUACUGCCUUUGCUUUUGGCUUUGGCUCGGUCGCCGCUGAAGUCGAAGUCGCUGCCGAAGCCGCAGCUCUGCCCAGGUGAGCCAGCCGCAUAGGUAGGAAUUUACACCUUUGGCUACGAUCAUUUGUCUACGGAACGGCGCCGCGUUGAGUUCGUUAGACGCGGAAAGGAAAGGAAGCCCCCAUAAGUACCCCAAAGCCCUGAAAACCCCUUAAAACGAACCGCGUCCGCAGAAGUGACUGUGUGUCUUUUGGACGAAAGCCAAGCCAAACUCCACCUUUCCACCUACUUGGAAGCCAAGUACUCCGGCAAUUUGAGUGUUAAGUUGUGAAGAAAGUUCGGCGAGUGUUUCGGAGCGGCAGUUACGAAACGCGGUUUCCGCCGGCGAACCCAAAAAAAGUACAAAUAAUAUAAAAGCUUAAAAUGGGUCAUCUGUCCACCUCGGAGCGAGUGUGCAGCAAGACGCCGGCCAUUUCGGGUGACUCCAGUCCCCCUCUCUUGGCCAGGAGAUCGAAGUUGCCCAACGGGGAUGCCCAGCAGCAGGUGCGCCGGGGCGAGGAUUCCUCGCCAGAACUUCCGCCCCGUGGAAAGCUACAGCUGCCCCAGAAGAGGGAGGAACUCCCCCGGGCGGUGAUCCCCCAGGAGAUCGCCGAUCAUGUGCCAAAGGACGCCAUCAACCUCGAGGAGUACACCCGCACCUUUGUCGGCGAUCGCGUCCUCGGCUGGCAGUUCCACGCCCCCCUGAAGUGGGACAAAGUCAUCCAGAUCUCACUUCUGCACAUCGUGGCCGGAAUCUGCCUGCUGACCUAUCCGCUGCGAAACCUCAAUUUGUACACCACCAUCUGGUCAUUCUUCGUUGGUGGAGUGGCUGGAUUCGGAGUUACCGCCGGAGCCCACAGAUUCUGGACCCAUCGGAGCUACAAGGCCAAUGCCGUAUUGCGAUCCAUUCUGAUGGUCUGCUACUGCGUGGCCGGACAGAACACUCUUUAUGACUGGGUUCGGGACCAUCGAGUUCACCAUAAAUAUUCAGAGACCGAUGCGGAUCCUCACAAUGCCAACAGGGGAUUCUUUUUCUCCCACGUGGGAUGGCUGAUGAUGCUGAAACACCCUGAAGUUCUGCGUCGUGGUCGCCAGAUCGACAUGAGCGAUAUUUUGGCGGACCCCGGUCGGUUCCACCAGAAGUACUUCAUCCCCCUGAAGACCUUCUUCUGCUUCAUCUUGCCCACCGUGAUCCCAGUCUAUUUCUGGGGAGAAUCCUGGACCCUCUCCUUCGUGCAGCAGUGCCUCUUCCGCUACGUGAGCAGCCUGAACUUCACCUGGUCCGUGAACAGUGCCGCCCAUCUCUGGGGAUCCCGCCCCUACGAUAAGCGGAUCAUGCCCAGCGAGAACAUCUACGUAUCCCUACUGGCCAUGGGAGGGUGGCACAACUACCACCACGUGUUCCCCUGGGACUACAAAGCAGCUGAGCUGGGCAACUACACCGUGAACUUCACCACCAUGGUGCUGGAUGCCUUCCAUAAGCUGGGAUGGGCCUGGAACAUGAAGCAGCCCUCCAAGGAGCUGGUGCGUCGCACCCGAAAGUACGGCGACGGCACCCACGCCUCCCUGAUGGGCGGUCCCGAGGAGUUCAAGGACGGAGUGGUGGCCGGAGCCACCAUGGUGGGCCACGUGCACUACGCCGAGGUGCCGGACCCCGAUCUGGAGUACGAUGCCGAGUCCAGCAGCACGGAGAGCGCCAAGCUGGACGAGAACGAGAACGAGGGCGAGCGGAUGAAGAAGUCCAAGUCCAAGGCGGCCAACUAGGGAUCUCGGUGGUCGGGAUA